AUGCCUCCCACUCAGGCAGAAAGUGUUAUAAAGAAUAUCAUACGAGAAAUAAGACAAGAAUGUGCAGCCCGUGGAGAGAUUGUUUCUGAAACCCUGGUUGCUUUUAUGGUGAAAGCUGUUGUCCUGGAUCCAAGUAAUGGCUUUAACGUGGAUAGAACACUCAUAAAAAGUGAUGUGCAGAAACUUGUUAAGCUUUGUGUGGCUCGGCUAUUGGAUAGUCAAAAUCCAUCCCUGGACACUAUUAAGAUGCAAGUCUACUUUGAUAUGAAUUACACAAGUCGAGAGGAAUUUCUUGAAGAACAUCACCGGGUCCUAGAGUCUAGAUUAGGCUCCGUUAGGAGAGAAAUUACAGAUAACAGAGCUUGUGCUAGAGAAGAAUUGGAAAGCCUCUACCGAAAGAUCGUCAGCUAUGUGUUACUACGCUCUGGGCUUGGAUCCCCUACAAACAUCAAGAUUGUCAGAGAGGCAACAGCUGCCCUACAGAGUGUGUUUCCUCAGGCUGAGCUUGGGACAUUUCUAACUCUUUCUAAGAAGGACAAAGAACGCCAGCUGAAAGAACUCACUAUGAUUGUUACUGGAAUUCGUUUAUUUAACAGAGACUGUGGAAAAGGAGGAGAAGGCAUUGAUGAUUUGCCAGCUAUUCUGCACGAAGCAAUCCCAGCCACCACUCAGCAUAUUGAUUCCCAACUUCAGAUUGCCCAGGACCAGGCAUACCGCUACACAGCCAUCCUUGAGAAGAUAACAAAGAACCCACUCAUGAGUUUAGAAUUUCAGCCGUAUAUGUUAAAAGAAGCACUGUAUAAUGUGCGACAAUAUGAGAUAUUCCUUCAGAUCAUUUUGUCAGAUAUAAUUACUUGUGCUCAGGAAGUGGAAGUGAUGAUAAAGCAGUUAGGAGCCCACCUGGAACAACUAAAAAUGACUGUAAAAUCAAAGACAGCUGUCCCAACAUCACAAGUCUUUCCUAUAUUCAUUGUGCUUUCCAGUCUGUGGACUAGCUUUCAGGAUGAAACUGUUUUGGUCAGUGUCCUCAGUAAUUUAACCACUCACCUUGAGCCGUUCUUGGGUAUUCAUGAACUACUCUUUCCUGAGAAAGUAAUGCAAAGUCUUCUUGAAGGAGUGACUGUGAAAACUGAUGUGUGUAGAAUGAAAGAACACAUGGAAGAUAGAGUACAUUUGGCGGAUUGCAGAAAACUAGAGUGGCUUUUCCCAGAAACAACAGCGAAUUUUGAUAAAUUGUUAAUUCAGUAUCGGGGAUUUUGUGCUUAUACAUUUGCUACAACAGAUGGACUUCUCCUUCCAGGAAAUCCAGCAAUUGGAAUUUUGAAAUAUAAAGAAAAGUAUUAUACUUUCAAUACCAGAGAUGCUGCAUAUUUAUUUGAAGAAAAUCCUGAAAAUUAUAUUGAUUUAAUUAGAGAAAAGGCCAAAAAAAAUGCAGAAUUAAUUCAGCUGCUUGAACUUCAUCAACAGUUUGAAACACUCAUUCCACAUUCUCAGAUGAGAGACAUUGACAAACAUUAUAUAAAACCAAUUACAAAGUGUGAAAGUAGCACUCAGACGGAUACACACAUAUUGCCACCAACAGUUGUGAGAUCAUAUGAGUGGAAUGAAUGGGAAUUAAGAAGAAAAGCUAUCAAAUUGGCCAAUUUGCGUCAGAAAGUUACUCACUCGGCUCAGACUGAUCUUAGUCACAUGAGAAGAGAAAAUUAUUCGCAGGUGUACCCUCCCAAGGAUGCCAGCACCCAGUCCCUGAGGGAAGGCAGCACUCGAGUGCCCAGGCCCCAGAUUUACAUAGCUGGUCUUCGUGGGGGACAAAGCAAAACCACCCAUGGGGUCAAGGUGAACUUAACUAGAGCCAUUGAUGAAAACUAG
This is a messenger RNA of Cynocephalus volans (Philippine flying lemur), 1869 nucleotides long. RefSeq names its product cilia and flagella associated protein 206 (gene CFAP206). Gene Ontology annotation, biological process: regulation of flagellated sperm motility; regulation of cilium beat frequency; sperm axoneme assembly. Gene Ontology annotation, cellular component: ciliary basal body; axoneme. The coding region runs from base 1 to 1869 and encodes 622 amino acids. NCBI's taxonomy places the organism in Eukaryota, Metazoa, Chordata, Mammalia, Dermoptera, Cynocephalidae. The transcript has 12 exons. The record is from RefSeq and is a predicted model, not a curated record.